Paramisgurnus dabryanus is the source of this 657-nucleotide messenger RNA. Its product is annotated as protein NCBP2AS2. The record is from RefSeq and is a predicted model, not a curated record. Lineage: Eukaryota; Metazoa; Chordata; Actinopteri; Cypriniformes; Cobitidae.
CUAUAGAUGGCAAUGACGUGACGUAAUCCUUCGGUAGGAGGCAGCGUUGAAAAUUCAGUCUGCGCAGUCGAGUCAGAGCUGUCGAUUGGACCUUGAACUUCUUGAGGUUUAAAAUGGUGCUGCGGCGGAUCGUCUAUGCUUUGAUAAAUAACGCUCAGGUGGUGGAGAAACUCGCCGAGUCUCGACCCAUCAGACGGGCGGCACAGAUCACGGCCUUCGCCAUAACAAAAGCACAGCUCGCCGGGAAAGACGCCUCGACUAAACUGCUCAAGUCAGAAACCUUUCGCCAGAUACGAGAUGAGACGACAAAGAUGCCCCGAGAUGUGCAGGAGUUGGGUCGAAGAGCAACAAGGCUGCGGGAUACGUUUGUAAAGGAGGUGAAAGACGGGAUGAGAGACGCCAGUAGACAGAUUAAAGAUAAAAAGUGACUGAUGAUGACUGGGAGUCGAGUCUGAUAUACUGGAUGGACACUGUCAUUCAGGACUCUAUUUAAACUCUUUUUCUGUCUGCUGUAUCACCAUACGCAUGUUUUAUUGCUUCUAAUAGACCCAUUUAAAUUAUGAACACUGUAAAGACUAUACAUUAAGAAUAUAAAAUGUGUUAAUAUGAGAAAGUCCAAUGUGAUUUGUAAAAUAAACAGUUAUGACAUUUAAUAAG